AUGAGGGACAGAGAUCACACACUUCAACAGAGACCAGAGACGGUGACAGAGAGAUAAUGUGCAGGAGCUCACUCUAAAAGUGUCUGUUGUCCUGCAUAUUGGUAUUUUAAGAGGAAAGAUUUUUUGUGACGGGCAUAUGUUGAACUCAAAAGAUUUUUUAAAAAGUGUAAAAGUGUUUUCUGGCUCUUUCGGUCCAAUGCAGCCAGCAGAGUAAGUGCUCAUUAAAAGUACAGCAGCGGCACAACAGCUGCGACGAUGUCAAGGUCUGAGGAGGCAGUCAGAGUCUGAUACAGCAAGCAAAAAAGAAAAAGACUUUUUUUUUUGGACUGGAGAAGCAGGGGCAGGUUCAACAGAAUUAGCAGCAGUGGUGAACACAAUCUGUAAAGGCUGCAGGCUCUGUUGUGUCUUCAUCCUCUACCUCCUCAUCCUCUGCUCCAGCUGCAACUUCAGCUCCUGCAGCAAACCAACAUAAUCAGAUCCUCAAAUUGUCCAGCGUCUGGCUCUCCCAUCUGCAGCAGUAUCAGGUCUCCUCCAUCACAGUUGUUGGGAUGGCGUCAGCAGCUCUGGAGCUGAUGGGCUUCUUCCUGGGCCUGCUGGGGAUGCUGGGCACCAUGGUUGCCACAGUGCUACCAUACUGGCAGAUUUCUGCCCACAUCGGCUCCAACAUAGUCACAGCUGUGGCCAACAUGAGGGGCCUGUGGAUGGAGUGUGUCUACCAGAGCACAGGGGCCUUCCAGUGCGAGACCUACAACUCCAUGCUGGCCCUGCCCUCCGACCUGCAGGCCUCUCGUGCUCUCAUGGUCAUCUCCAUUGUACUGUCUAUCCUCGCCAUAGCCAUGGCAGCCCUGGGAAUGCAGUGCACUCUCUGCUUGGAGGGCUCGGGUACAGUUAAAAGUCGUGUGGCAGGUGCCAGUGGGGGUUUAUUUCUCGCUGCAGGCUUCCUGUCACUCAUACCGGUGUCAUGGACCACACACGAGGUCGUGCAGACCUUCUACCAACCCAGUGUACCUACCAGCAUGAAGUUUGAGCUCGGGGAGUGUCUGUAUGUCGGUCUGGCCUCUGCGCUUAUCACCAUGAUGGGUGGAGCGAUGCUGUGUGUGUCAUGCUGCGAUGAGCAGAACGGCGGCCGCGGGAGACGGCACGGCGGAGGGUAUCCAUACCCAGUAGGAGGCGGCAUGCCAGGAACAGGGGUACGGACAACCUCACAGACCUACCACAACCCCACAAUGCAGGUGGGGGGCAUCAACGCAGCCAGCAGGAGGCAGACGCUGGUCCGCAGUACCAGUCACAGCUCCCAGUCCAGUGCACAUGGAGUCCAGGGGCCCAAAAAGCCCACUGCGGCAGGAUAUGACAUCACAGGAUAUGUCUGAGGUGACUGUCACUCCAUCACACCUUUAUAUGACAACUUACUUUCAGUUACAUGUAUUUAUGUAGUAUAUUUAAUCAAAUGUUGUCACUGUGUGCUUGACGGAGCAACAGGACAAAUUAAAUACACAACAUAAAAAAUGAGUCAAGAACCCAGCUUUUCACAGUGUGAUUGAUGGCCUUUGUGUAGCCUGAGGUGGGUCAUUUUUUUAUGGAAAGGUUGUCGAUUUAAGUGGAACUGUGGCGUUUCAGUGGAGGACAGUUUCAGUAAACUAUGACAACCAAAAACACAAUUAGACUGUUGCAGUUUUACAGUUUUACUUUUCUCCGUAAAAGUCUGAUCUUCUUGUAGGAUGUUGCACAUUACCUUGAUGCAACUCUUGUUAUGCAGAAAAGUCACAUUAAGUAAAAAGCUACACACAUGCACACUGAUGAAAAAUUAAACUACCCUUUGAUCAUAUUGUUUUAUUGUUUUCAUAAAGCAUGGCUGGCUCUGUCUGUGAUAACCGGGAGUUUUGUGUGCGUGCAGGACUGAAACUGUUGCAGCAAAGUGUGAAAAAUGAAACUCAUUUGAGGGUGCUCACAGCCUCACUGCUGCAUAUUCCAACUUUAAAUGUUCAUAAUAGUUUAGUAGCACUUGGUCUCUAUUUGCAAAGUAAACAAUGUUUUAAUGUAAAGAAUACAGUUCUACAUUACACAAAUACAUUUCCAAAGAUUUAUAUAGCGCUGCAGAAAUUUGCUGCAACAUGAAUCUCUGCCCGCUGUUUUUUCUAUAUGUCAAGCCAACAAAUGCAGUUAUUGUUUUUUGCUGCAUGAUGGCAAUUAGUAUUUUAAGAAAAUACAAAUAAUUAGCAAAAAUUUUGAAACUAUUGUGUGUUUAAAAUCAAUUAUAAGCAUGUCAAAAUUCUUUUCAAUUUGGUCUCAUGGAUUUUUGGGUAGCCUAAACAUGUUAGUAUAUCUAAGAACCAUUUUGACUUUCAAUGGAUUUUUAUUAAGUUUUCAUUAUUUGAACAGUUCAAUGUUGAUACUCAACUAUUUGUUGCAUUUGUGAAUAUUCGUCCUCGUUUUUCAGUGUAAAACCUGAACCGAACAUUUCUCACCGUACUGUACCACCUAAAACGCAGACACUGGACAAAAUUUAAUUGUCCUCCUAAUUACAAUUCAGAAACAAUAAGUUUUAAUGCUGUUUUCAUACCAAAUUAUAUUGUGCCUUAUUGUAGUGUGAAGAUGUUGUGUGUGUUUGGGUUGAUGUGCAGUUUAGCAUUUGCAGGCUGAAAUAUGAAUAAUGUUUUCUGGGUGUUGGUGCUCAGCAGUGGGGGUUUUGCCUGAACUUGGCAUGUUUUGGACGUAUAUUUAUAUGUAUAUUGUCAGAAGUGUGAAAAUCCAUUUGAAAAUUUUUUUUUUUUAACCAGUCUGAGGAUCUGUGUGCACCUGCAAAGUUGCCUGCAAACACUUCAUAUGUUCACAGUGCAAAAUGCAUUUCACUAUAUUGAAUACAUUGCUAAAAAAUCAAAAUCAUUGUGGUGUGUUUGAUGUUUUCUGCUGAUUAUCAGGGAUAUAUUCACAGAACAUAAAGCAUUUUUUUUUGUAAACAAA
Plectropomus leopardus (leopard coralgrouper) is the source of this 2961-nucleotide messenger RNA. RefSeq names its product claudin 2 (gene cldn2). Lineage: Eukaryota; Metazoa; Chordata; Actinopteri; Perciformes; Serranidae. Gene Ontology annotation, cellular component: membrane; bicellular tight junction. Gene Ontology annotation, molecular function: structural molecule activity. The record is from RefSeq and is a predicted model, not a curated record.